Messenger RNA from Acanthisitta chloris (rifleman), 1147 nucleotides. It is a transcript of the gene PABIR2, whose product is annotated as family with sequence similarity 122B. Gene Ontology annotation, molecular function: protein serine/threonine phosphatase inhibitor activity. The coding region runs from base 365 to 910 and encodes 181 amino acids. The transcript is spliced from 5 exons. The record is from RefSeq and is a predicted model, not a curated record. NCBI's taxonomy places the organism in Eukaryota, Metazoa, Chordata, Aves, Passeriformes, Acanthisittidae.
GGAGGAAGGAGUGGAUUUAAUGAACAGAGAAGCAGCGCAUGAAAGGUGAGUGUUAUUGAAAGAAGAUGAUAAAAUAGCCAGAGUUAUCCUCUUUGUAGCUACUGAUGGGGUUUUUUGUGUUCUAGGGAAGUGCAGACAGCAAUGCAGAUAAGCCAGUCAUGGGAGGAAAGCUUGAGCCUGGUAAUCUCUUUAUAGAUGUUUCCUAUUGAAUUCUACUUUCACACUCAAUUGAUGAAUUUAAGGGCAAGAGAGGAAUUAACUGUGACAGUAAUUUAAGAAGAACUUAGGUUCAUCUGCUUUAGCUACUUUGUGCAUUUGACCCAAUGACUUUCCAUUAGAAGGUUGUGCCUCGGAUUUCAAGGUAAUGUCCUGUGCCAAUGUUGAGUCUCAAACUUUGUGUUCACAGAGUGACAAUGACUUGGACAAGUCUGAGAAAUCCUUUUCCCCAAAGAGAAUAGAUUUCAUCCCAGUUUCGCCUGCACCUUCACCUACAAGAGGAAUAGGAAAGCAAUGCUUUUCACCAUCAUUGCAGAUGUUUGUGAGCAGUAAUGGAUUACCUCCAAGUCCUAUUCCCAGUCCAACAAGGCGAUUCUGCAACAGGAGGAGUCAGAGUCCAAUCAACUGUAUCAGGCCCAGUGUUCUUGGCCCCCUUAAAAGAAAAGGUGAAAUGGAAACUGAAAGUCAGCCAAAGAGACUUUUCCAAGGAACAACCAACAUGCUUUCUCCAGAUGUUACACAUCUGACAGAUCUCAGUUCAUGCCUGUCCUCGGACAUUCUUGAUGGGAGUAGCAGCAGCGUUGGCUCUUCCUCUGAUUCCCUGACUAAAGGCAGCAUCACCACCGAGUCUCCAGUCACAUGCUCCAACUCCUGCUCUUCCUUCAUUCUGAUGGAUGACUUCUCACCCAAGUGACUUACCAAGUCCUGAGUCAGUGUCUGGCUGUGCUGUCCCCUUGCUGUACACUCGUACAGAGAAAUGAACUCUGAUCCUUGAAUCAUGACUAUGAGGUUUAUGAAAAGGAAAAAUUGUUGUUACUGUAAUCUUGGCUACUUUCCAGUGAUUAUUUUUGUUUAUCCAUUUAAUGGACAUUGUACAUUCAUGUCUGGGUUUGCCAGUUUAUUUGUAAAACGAGAGAUGUCUGCUGAUAUU